CACUCCCUGAGUCCCCCCAUACCCCCAUCCCCCUUCCCACACACAAAAGUGCCUUGAGCUUGUCAACAUGCCGAGAGGCUUCCUGGUCAAGAGGAGCAAGCGAGUCAAUCUGGUGUCAUACCGGUCCCGAUGUGCAGAUGAGGGAGAGGAGCGGAACUCUUUGGCGCGUACGUCGACGCGCACCUGCUGGCCGACGCCGGCGUUGGCCUUGGCGGCGGCGCCGGAGCGCGAGAUCAAAGCCAUCCGGUUCGGCAACCCAGAGGGGGCAUACCAGGCACUCUACAGCCCGACCCGGCCGGCGAGCAGAGAGGAGGAUGCGGAGAGGCACUCGGGUUUGGGUUUGAGGUCUCCCGCGUCAGCUGAGGCGUUCCCCGCGGCGGCGGCGCUCACCGCCCUGGAGCACCUCUUCAACAUGGGCUCCAGCACCGCCACCUCCAAACCCGAGCGCAAAGUCAAACCGGCCGCCAAGAGAGUCAAGAACAUCCGCAAGCUACACUUUGAGGACGACGUCACCACCUCACCAGUUCUGGGGCUGAAGAUCCGGGCUGUUCCGGCUGUGGAGCGCCAGGUUCCGGGCGGCAAUGACACCGGGGCCCCUCGCGGCGACUUUGUGUGUCAGCUGUGUAGGGAGGCUUACGCCGACCCGCUCGGCCUCGCUCAGCACCGCUGCUCCAGAAUCAUUCGGGUGGAGUACCGCUGCCCCGAGUGCGACAAGUUGUUCAGCUGCCCCGCCAACCUGGCUUCACACCGCCGCUGGCACAAGCCCAAGAUGGAGCAGAAAGGGCACCCGGAGAAUGCGCCCAGGGACGCAGCCAGUCCCGCCUCGUCUGAGUCUGAUUCCGAAGGGGAGGAGCCGCACCAGUGUGGUCAGUGCGCCAAAAAGUUCAAACGUCACGCCUACCUGCGCAAACACAUUGCCGUGCAGCACGCGCCUAUCAACUUGAGCGUUGCCGCCAGAGGGGGCAGCUGCCCGACCUGUGGGGAGGCGUUUGCCAGCGUGGAUGCGCGCGAGCGUCACUUCCGACUACUGCACGCAUUCCGCUGCAAACAUUGCCCGGCCGUCCUACACAGCUCGCCCGGACUCACCCGCCACGUGAACCGCUGCCACCCGUCCGAGGACAGGAACAUCAUACUGCUGCAUCUGCCACUGCAGCGCGGUGAGCGAGUGGUUGGCACAUCUGCCUCACAAUUCUGAGGGUCAGGGUUCGAAUCUAGGUCCUUCGUAUGUCAUCUGAGCUUCCCUCGAGAGGUGUGAAUGGGAAUGCUUGUUUGUCUAUAUGUGACCAAUGCAUUGUUUGUAGUAUGUCCAUAUUUUCCCUGACAUAUAGUAGUGACCAGUCUAUUGUUAGUCUAAAUGUGCCCUGUGAUUGGCCAGCGACCAGUCCAACAUCUACUUCACUUGUCUCACCCAAAGUCCUAAUGAGGACAAACGCUACGGGAAAUGGAUGUAAAUCUCCUUAAAAGGAAAUGUUUCUUUUUACUGUAAUUAGCUUUUAAAGUGUCCUCAGAUUUAAAGGAACAACCUUUAAAUCAUAUAAAAUAAUAAUAAUAAUAAUAAUAAUAAUAAUAAAGGGGCCAGUUGUAGGGGUUUCAGUGCCUUUGCCCCGAGAGGACAUUUUGUGUUUGCAGUCCUCAAAAGCUUCUUUUACAUCCCCUUUUCAAAUCUAAUUUUCCUAGCAUCUCUGCACAUGUGCUAUUAGCACCCUGAUGUAUUUUUAGCUUUAAUAAUCAUUUCAUAACUAAAAAAAAAAUGUUGUUGAAUGAAUAAGCUUUUGGGUCUUUAGCUAUCAGAACAAACCAAUUAGCAUAGUCACUAAUGCCUUUGGACUAGAAACUCUGCUGUAAAACUGCCUUAAUAAUCUUGUAUUUAUUUUUAAAGUUGGUCUCAAAGCCUUCUGUAUUACCACCAUAUAUUUUGGUCCUAUUUAUUUAUUUAUGUUUAUAUUUAUUCAACUAAAUAAUUACUCUGUGGUCAAAUGUGUUAAAUAUGUAAUGGAGUGGGAAGGAUGUGUUUACUGUAACUUUAUAGCAAUCAACCCUGACCUGACCCUGGCUUUCUUUCUUUGUGACUGCUAGCUGUUAUUUUGCUUUGGAUGUUUCUGCACUCUUUUGCUAAAUGUCCCAAAAAAAUAAAUAAAUAAAUAAAAACCA
Messenger RNA from Phycodurus eques (leafy seadragon), 2151 nucleotides. RefSeq names its product insulinoma-associated protein 1a-like. Gene Ontology annotation, cellular component: nucleus; transcription repressor complex. The transcript has a single exon. Bases 68 to 1195 code for a protein of 375 amino acids. The record is from RefSeq and is a predicted model, not a curated record. Gene Ontology annotation, molecular function: RNA polymerase II cis-regulatory region sequence-specific DNA binding; DNA-binding transcription repressor activity, RNA polymerase II-specific. Gene Ontology annotation, biological process: regulation of cell cycle process; neuron differentiation; negative regulation of transcription by RNA polymerase II. NCBI's taxonomy places the organism in Eukaryota, Metazoa, Chordata, Actinopteri, Syngnathiformes, Syngnathidae.